UACAGGGUAUGACCAUAGACUGCGGACACAGUACAGGAGAUGACCAGAGACUGCAGACACAGUACAGGAGAUGACCAGAGACUGCAGACACAGUACAGGGGAUGACCAGAGACUGCGGACACAGUACAGGGGAUGACCAGAGACUGCGGACACAGUACAGGAGAUGGCCAGAGACUGCGGACACAGUACAGGGGAUGGCCAGAGACUGCGGACAGUACAGGAGAUGGCCAGAGACUGCGGACACAGUACAGGAGAUGGCCAGAGACUGCGGACACAGUACAGGAGAUGACCAGAGACUGCGGACACAGUACAGGGGAUGACCAGAGACUGCGGGCACAGUACAGGGAAUGACCAGAGACUGCGGACACAGUACAGGGAAUGACCAGAGACUGCGGACACAGUACAGGGAAUGACCAGAGACUGCGGACACAGUACAGGAGAUGACCAGAGACUGCGGCAUAGUACAGGAGAUGACCAGAGACUGCGGACACAGUACAGG
Messenger RNA from Staurois parvus, 499 nucleotides. Lineage: Eukaryota; Metazoa; Chordata; Amphibia; Anura; Ranidae. The record is from the annotation of a GenBank genome assembly.